This is a messenger RNA of Anopheles maculipalpis, 2065 nucleotides long. RefSeq names its product L-asparaginase. Gene Ontology annotation, biological process: amino acid metabolic process. Gene Ontology annotation, molecular function: asparaginase activity; protein binding. The transcript is spliced from 4 exons. The coding region runs from base 1 to 2064 and encodes 687 amino acids. NCBI's taxonomy places the organism in Eukaryota, Metazoa, Arthropoda, Insecta, Diptera, Culicidae. The record is from RefSeq and is a predicted model, not a curated record.
AUGAUGGAUGUUGCGGAUCAGAAACCCGCCCCUACAUCACCUUCCCCAGACAGUGACGAUGAUACACCCCUCGCCAUCAAGCUGAAGACGAACCAAAACGGUAACACGGCCAACAACGUGACCCAUUCGCCCUGGAAGCGUAAACAGUUGGUUGACGUAAAUCCGCACGGCAGCCUCGAUCUGAGCAAGCUGUCCAUGCGGCGAAACUCGAGCUAUGGCAAGCUACCGUCCGAAGCACCCGAAGCGAAAGUGCUCGUCAUAUACACCGGCGGUACGAUCGGUAUGAUGCGAAACGAGAAAAAUGCGCUCGAGCCGCGGCCGUACGAGUUUGUGCGCAAAAUACGCCAAUACCCAAACAUGCACGACGACGUGUACGCCACCAAGCGGUACGGGCCGGCGAAAAAUAUGGCCCCACUGGUACUGCCGUACGUGGAAGGGCAACAUCGCCGAAUUCUGUAUCAAAUUUCCGAGUAUGAACCAUUGCUGGAUUCAUCUAACAUGAGCAUAAGUGACUGGGUACGUAUAGCGACGGAUAUUCGUCAGUCGUACGAGUUCUUCGACGGUUUCGUCAUAUUGCAUGGGACGGACACACUGUCCUACACCGCUUCGGCCCUAUCGUUCAUGUUUGAAAAUUUGGGGAAAACUAUCAUCAUCACCGGAUCGCAGAUACCGAUCUUUGAAACGCGUACAGAUGGCAAGGACAACUUCACGUCGGCCUUGAUCCUGGCUGGCAACUACGUCCUGCCGGAGGUGUGUAUUUUCUUCAAUAGCCGCCUAUUUCGGGGCAAUCGUACGAUCAAGGUUAGCAGUGAAUCAUUGGAUGCGUUCAACUCACCGAAUGCAGCUCCACUCGCCAAAAUGGGCAUCAAUGUGGAGGUUGAUUAUCGUGUUAUCUUCCGACCCUGCACAGUGGACAAGUUCACCGUGCAUCUGCAAAUGGAUGAAAACGUGGGACUGUUGCGACUGUUUCCGAGCAUCUCGGUAGCGACGGUUAAUGCUUUCUUGCGUGCACCGAUGCGAGGCGUAGUGCUGCAGACGUACGGUGCUGGUAAUUUUCCAACGAACCGAGCCGAUUUGAUCGAGGCACUGAAAGAAGCAAACGAACGCCAGGUAUUGAUCGUAAACUGUACGCAGUGCAAUGAGGGUGCUGUGUGUGAUCUGUACGAAACGGGACGACAACUGCAGGAAGUUGGCAUUAUACCGGGGUACGAUAUGACACCGGAAGCCGCUCUGGCGAAGCUGUCGUACGUGCUCAGCAAACAGGAAUGGGAUUGGGAAGUAAAGAAGAAGAUGAUGAAAAGUAAUCUACGUGGAGAGCUCACAUGUGAAAAGCCUCCAGAAAUGCAAGAGUACGAUCUAAUAGAUGCAGUCGCACGAACCCUCCAUCUUACCUCAACCAAGGAAUUGGGCCAGCUAAAGUCAUCCCUGUUUCCUGCGAUGGUCAACACGGCUGUCUUGGCGGGAGACGUGACAAAGCUGACGAACUUGAAAAACUACGGUGCAAACAUGUCGGCUGAAAACUACGAUCACCGUACGGCACUGCAUGUGGCCUGCUGCGAAGGAAACAUCGAGAUGGUACAGUAUCUCCUGCAGAACGGUGCAGCCGUACAUAUACGCGACCGGUACGAUCGUACGCCGCUGAUGGAUGCGAUCAUGCACGAUCACCACCAAGCAAUACGGUUGCUGAUAAAGUGUGGUGCCCAUCUGACCGGUUCGAUACGUGCCAUUGGUGAUGGGUUGUGUGCAGCGGCCGCACGCAAUCAACAAGUGCGGCUAGAAUCGUACCGGAUUGCGGGUGCCGAUUUUUCGCAGGAAGACUCAUGUGGCCGUACCGCGCUACAUGUGGCUGCGCUUUACGGACACGCGGAGAUCGUGCAGUAUCUGUUGAAGAACUAUGCCGAACUGAAUGCCAUCGAUUAUCUUGGCCUCACGCCGUUGGACUAUGCAAUGAAAGCGAACUCCGAGACGGUUAUACCUUUGUUGGAGAGUCAUGAUGCACGUCGGGGCGAGGAACUAUCGUUCGAUUCGGACAAGCGGCUCUCGAUGAAAGAUUCGUUCGAUUAAA